This is a messenger RNA of Rhagoletis zephyria (snowberry fruit fly), 2588 nucleotides long. Its product is annotated as zinc finger protein 569. Gene Ontology annotation, cellular component: nucleus. The record is from RefSeq and is a predicted model, not a curated record. NCBI's taxonomy places the organism in Eukaryota, Metazoa, Arthropoda, Insecta, Diptera, Tephritidae. Gene Ontology annotation, molecular function: RNA polymerase II cis-regulatory region sequence-specific DNA binding; DNA-binding transcription factor activity, RNA polymerase II-specific; zinc ion binding. Gene Ontology annotation, biological process: regulation of transcription by RNA polymerase II.
CGGAUUGGGUACAAGGUCGCAUCUAUUGCUGACGAUAUGUUAAGAAACACACCUAAUGUUUAUGUUUAUUAUAAGCUGAUUUCUUAAAUAAAAGGAAUUUUCGUUCAGUAGAAGUCCUCUAAAAUAUAUCUAUCUCUAUAAAAUCAAGAAUAACCUAAAUCAGAAUAAAAGUUUAACCCACUACCCUUCCAAUUGGAUGAAGUACAUAGAUGGAUUUUCGCCAACGUAAUAAGAAAUAUCUAUAGUCAUAUUGCUCCAAUUUAGCAACUACCAAACUGUAGCACCGACUAAUAACACAUCGCGAGAAUAACCUGGCUUAUUAGCUAACUUGAUGCACUACGCAAUCAACAUGGAGGGGUCCUUCUGCAUAGCUAACAGUUUGUGCCGAGCAUGCCUUAAAGAGAUACAUUUAACCAAUGAUGAAUGCUUGCACAUCUUCGAAACACCGGAACUUGCAAGAAAAUUCGCGGCUUGCAUUUCAUCAGAAAUGUAUCCAAGCGAAAAAUAUUCUCAAUAUCUAUGUACAUGUUGCUGCCAGAAAGUCAUCGAUUUUUUCAACUUUCAAGAAAUGUGUUAUGCAUCCUUGCGUCGCUUCGAAGAACUGCAGCAGUUUCAGGAGAUAUGUGGCUUUGAAGAUGAAAUUCCUAUAUCAGUUGGGUAUGGACAGACUAGUUACUCCAUUACGGUAGAUGAAGCUAAUUUUAUGGCGGAUAAUGAUGCAGAAAUUAAACUCGCACCAAAAAGUGUUCAUAUUACUGUAGAAGAAGAUACCAAAAUAAUUAGUGAUUCGAAUCGAAAUGUUUCUAGCAGACCAAGAACACCUGACCAAUUAGCGCAAAAUAUUAAUAAAGAACAUGCGCUGGUUUCGGACGGAGAUACCUUAGACUGUGAUGUUUUAAAUGAUAGCUUCAGAAAUAAUUCAUCAUUUAAUGAAUAUAAAAAUGCUUUUCAAACUGAUGUUAACACAGGAAGGAAGGAGAAGAAAAAACUAAGUCAUGUCAAGUCAGCCGUUUCGAAAACUAGUGGCGAAACUAAGAAAAGCACUGUUUAUCUAUGUGAUAUUUGCCCCUCACGUUUCAUUGUGGAACACAAACUUAUUGCCCAUAAACGUAAACAUGAAGGCCUUAUACCAUAUCCCUGUCCUCGUAAAGAUUGCAGUAAAUCAUUCAUGCGUUGGCAAAGCCUUUCUCAACAUCUUAAUCAACAUGAAGGGCAGAGUAUGGAAUACGCUUGCGAUCAAGAUGGUUGUGGCAAAGUGUAUAAACACAGAACAACACUGGUCUUGCAUCAGCGAAAAUGCCAUAAAUUGGAACCUGAAUUGAAAACACAAGUUUGUGAGAUUUGCGGUAAACUUAAAACGACAUCAAAAUUAAAUGAUCACCGCUAUACACAUAAGGACCAAUCUGAGCGUCCACAUGCGUGUGAUCAGCCCAACUGCAUGCGUCGAUUUUCGAAUAAACAACAAUUAAAAAUACAUCUCAUGCGUCAUGCUGGUAUUAAAAACUAUGAGUGCCCACAUUGUGGUAUGCGUAAAACAACGAAAAACGAAUUGAAUGCACACAUAAACUAUCAUACGCUAAAGCGCACGUGGGCCUGUCUUUUUUGUACAAAGGUUUGCAACAAUGCUGGCAAUUUAAGAACGCAUGUGCGCACUGUACAUGAGCGUGCUAAAGAUUAUGCAUGUCACUAUUGUGAUCUUAGCUUCGCCAAGCCCGAUACACUUAAAUAUCAUGAAAUGAGACAUACGGGGGAGAAGCCGAAUGUAUGCCACGAGUGUGGCAAGCGGUUUACACAACCAGCAGCAUUGCGUAACCAUAUGAAAACACAUCAAAAGCAGCCUAAGCGCAAUAAAACGUCGAAGAAAUUUGCAAGAAAUGAGGUGAUGGUAAACCAUCCAGAACGGAAAGUCAAUGGUGGUAGUUUAUGUACAACACUCAAAAUUGAAGUAGACAAUACUCAAGAUUUGCUGAUUGAACCCGUUGUAUAAGGUCGGUGUUAUGCAGAAAUUUUGCAUAAAAAACCACAAUCAACGUGCAACUCUAUGACAAACUUGGUGUAACCCCCUCAGAGCAAACUAAGCAGCCGCCAUUUAAUUUGCCAAACAAAAGUUUGUCUGCACAGCAUCGACCUAAGAUGAGUUGUCUGAUGAUUAAAUUGUAAGAGCCGAGUUUUUCUUAAUAAAAUUUCAUUUUAUUUUCUUAAAAAAUGAUAAACUAUAUUUUAUACACAAGUUUUGCUUUAUACAUUACAUAGAAUUUAACUUAAGAACAAAUAUUUGAAGAUUAGAAUUACGAGGAAAUUAUCAUAGUGGAUAGAGCAAAGUGGCAUAAUACAAUACUUAAAUUCUAAAGCUAAGGAUAUACCAGGGUAGCCAACUCAUUUUUGAGAAUUACCCGAUUUCGCUCGAAAUUUCGUAAAAUUCACCACACAUAGAUAUCACCUUAUUAAAAAAAAAUUGACUUCUGAUAUGUUGCUGGUCUUUCUGUUUUUCUAAAUGUAAUUUGUCUAUGUACUCAUAAAUAAAACCAAACUUUUGUAAAGUUAGUUAAAAAAUAAAGAAUAAAAAUGUACAUGUAAUACUUACAUUC